This is a messenger RNA of Capsicum annuum, 618 nucleotides long. RefSeq lists its product as uncharacterized. The coding region runs from base 1 to 618 and encodes 205 amino acids. Lineage: Eukaryota; Viridiplantae; Streptophyta; Magnoliopsida; Solanales; Solanaceae. The record is from RefSeq and is a predicted model, not a curated record. The transcript is spliced from 2 exons.
AUGGCACCAGAAAAUCAACCAACAACGGGUCCUUCGAUUUUCUCGAGGGAGAAUUACCAUAUUUGGGCAAUUAAAAUGAAGGCUUAUUUGAAGGCCCUCAACUUGUGGGAUGUCGUUGAGAGAGGAGAACCUGUUGUCCAGCCAUUGAGAGACAACCCAACUCUCAGUGAUAUCAAAAAGAUUAUGGCUUGUGAGACAACCAAAGAAACCUGGGAUAAGCUAAAAGAGGAGUUUAAAGGUAGCAACAGAGUUAAUUCUGUUAAGGUCUUAGCUUUGAAGAGGGAGUUUGAGCUCUUGAAGUUGAAGGAUUCGGAUAGUGUGAAAGAAUACUCUUCCAAGCUGAUGGAUAUUGUGAACCAAAUAAGGAUACUUGGUGAAAACUUUUCAGAUCAGAAGGUUGUAGAGAAGAUCAUGGUCAACCUUUCGGACAAGUUUGAAUCAAAAAUCUCAGCUAUUGAAGAGUCUUGUGACUUGACUACUCUUUCAAUAGCUGAGCUGAUCUCUAAAUUGCAAAUCCAAGAGCAACGUUUAACCAUGAGAAGCGAAGGGACAGUCGAAGAUGCCUUUCAAGUAAGGCAUAAAUUCAAGCAACAAAGGAAGGCAAAAAAGUUUCUUUAG